AUCUUGUUUGACAUAUACGAUCUUCGCUGCAACUCUUCUGACAGCUACUACUACUAGCAACCAACUCCUCUACGCUCCUAACAAAGCUGGGUAGACAGGAGAGGGAAGGGGAGAGCUUUACCUCUGGUCUCCCCAGCUGACCCUGAGUAAACCAGCCAGCUAUGGAUGACCGGUCCUCUCUUGGAAAAGUCAGCAGCUCCACAGAGUCCGUGGCCACCGUCACCAGCGAGGAGUUUGUUCUGGUACAGCCCGGUGUCGCCGGGUCACCGCAAGGCUCCGAGGGCAAACCAAGACUCAAGAUGUCUUGGAAUGGGAGUGAGCAGCUCGUGAGAGCUAUGGAGGAUGUGUUGGAUGACGAUGAUGAUGAGGUGAAGGUGGAAAAGAGCAAUGUGGAAAAGAUGGAGAAGCACAAGGACCCAGAGAGCCAAGUCCUGGAGCCCCAACCUGCAGAAACAUGUCCAGCACCAUCCAGCCCCACAGUGCUAGAGGAGGACAGUGUUCAGUUCAACAAGCUGUCUUACCUUGGCUGCACCUGGGUCAAAGCCCCCCGCAACGAGGCCGAGGCGCAGAGGGCCAUGGCCACCCUGCGGGCCGAGAGCGCCAUCCCCAUCCCCAUCACACUGCACGUGCCCUGUGGCCCCGACGGCUCCGUCAGGGUUGUGGACCAGGCCUCGGGAACAGAGAUCGCCGUAUUUCCAAUCUACAAGGUGUUGUUUUGUGCCCGUGGAAAAGAAGGUUCUGUGGAAAGUGACUGUUUCUCCUUCACUGAGAGUUACCGGAGCGCUGAGGACUUCCAGAUCCAUGUCUUCUCCUGCCACAUCAAAGAGGCCGUCAGUCGUAUCCUGUACAGUUUCUCCACAGCCUUCCGGCGUUCUGCGCGGCCGGCAGACAUCAGGGACACGGCGCUCUCCGGCCCGCCUGAAGGCGACCUCUACACCUUCACUGUCACCCUGGAGAUCAAAGAGGACGAUGGCAAGGGCAACUUCAGUCCUGUGCCAAAGGACAGAGAUAAAUUCUACUUUAAGCUGCGACAGAGCAUUCAGAAGAAGGUCGUGGUUUCAGUUCAGCAAAUGUGCAACAAGGAGCUGGGCAUCGAGAGGUGUUUUGGGAUGCUGCUGAGUCCAGGACAGAAAGUAUGCAACAGUGACAUGCAUCUACUAGACAUGGAGUCGAUGGGGAAGAGCUCUGAUGGGAAGGCCUAUGUGAUCACAGGAACAUGGAACCCAAACAUGGCAGCCUUCCAGCCGCUGAACGAAGACACCCCUAAAGAUAAGCAGGUGUACAUGACGGUGGCAGUGGACCUGGUGGUCACUGAGGUGCUGGAGCCAGUUCGCUUCCUGAUGGAAACUCUGCUCAGGGUUUAUCCAUCAAACGAGCGCUUCUGGUACUUCAGCCGCAAGACCUUCAGUGAGACCUUCUACCUCAAACUCAGACAGCAGGCACCAGAGAGGGUGGGACAGAGCGAUGCUGUGUAUGAGGUGGUGAGUCUUCAGAGGGAGGCAGAGAGGAGCAAUGAAGGACGACUGGCCUCGCCCACUGAGGAAGAGGAGGCUGAUGAAGAUAGUGACAGUGAAAUCUCCAGUGGCACAGGAGACGUUUCCAAAGAUUGUCCUGAGAAAAUCCUGGAGUCCUGGGGAGGAAUCCUCACCAGAUGGCACGCAAACCUGUCCACUCGUCCGAAGGGUUUGCCCUCGUUGGUUCGCAGUGGCAUUCCCGAGCCACUCAGAGCAGAAGUCUGGCAGCUGCUGGCCGGUUGCCACGACAACCACGACCUGCUUGAGCACUACCGCAUCCUCAUCACCAAGGACUCUGCUCAGGAAGGUGUCAUCACUCGGGACAUCCACCGCACCUUCCCCGCACACGACUACUUUAAGGACUCUGACGGAGAUGGACAGGAUUCACUCUACAAGAUCUGCAAGGCCUACUCCGUCUAUGAUGAGGAAAUUGGUUAUUGCCAGGGUCAGUCGUUCCUCGCUGCUGUUCUCCUGCUGCAUAUGCCAGAGGAACAGGCCUUCUGUGUGUUGGUGAAGAUCAUGUUUGAGUAUGGCCUCAGAGCUCUCUACAAAAACAACUUUGAGGAUCUUCACUGUAAGUUUUACCAGCUGGAGAGGCUGAUGCAGGAGCAGCUUCCAGACUUGUGGUCCCACUUCCAGGAGCUGAACCUGGAGGCACACAUGUACGCCUCCCAGUGGUUCCUCACACUCUUCACUGCCAAGUUCCCCCUGUGCAUGGUUUUCCACAUCACUGACCUGCUGCUCUGUGAGGGAUUGAACAUCAUUUUCAACGUAGCCCUGGCCCUGCUCAAGACGUCUAAAGAGGACCUCUUGCAGGCAGACUUUGAAGGGGCUCUUAAGUUCUUCAGAGUCCAGCUCCCCAAACGCUACCGAGCUGCGGAGAACGCCCGCAGGCUUAUGGAGCAGGCCUGCAACAUCAAGGUUCCAACCAAGAAGCUGAAGAAGUUUGAGAAGGAAUAUCAGACACUGAGAGAGAGCCAGCUGCAACAGGAAGACCCCAUCGACCGAUUCCAGAGGGAGAAUCGUCGUCUUCAGGAGGCCAGCAUGCGACUCGAACAGGAGAAUGACGACCUGGCCCAUGAACUGGUAACCAGUAAGAUUGCCCUUCGGAAUGACCUUGACCAGGUCGAGGACAAGGCCGAUGUAUUAAACAAGGAGCUGCUGAGCACCAAGCAACGACUGGUGGAGACAGAGGAGGAGAAACGACUACAGGAGGAGGAGACGGCCCAGCUGAAGGAAGUGUUCAGGAGGGAGCUGGAAAAAGCCGAGCUGGAGAUCAAGAAAACCACAGCGAUCAUUGCUGAAUACAAACAGAUAUGCUCCCAGUUAAGCACCCGGUUGGAAAAACAGCAGGCGGCAACAAAAGAAGAGCUGGACAUCGUCAGGAGUAAAGUGAUGGGCUGUGACCGCUGUAGGGACCUGUUCACGACCCUGGGGUCCCUCCAGACUUCGUCCCCCGGGAGAGACCACACAUCCACAGAGCCCAUGGACGAGGAGAAGGACGGCCUGAAGGAGCAGCUGAGGCAUCUGGAGCUGGAGUUGGCUCAGACCAAACUGCAGCUGGUGGAGGCCAAGUGCCGCAUGCAGGAGCUGGAGCACCAGCGGGGGGUCCUGAUGAACGAGAUCCAGGCAGCCAAGAACUCGUGGUUCAGCAAAACUCUGGGCUCCCUGAAGAGCUCCUCCUCCUCUUCCUCUUCCUCCAGCUCCACGUCCCAGACCCCGUCCUCUCCGAAGGAGGGGCCUGCCUAAACAACCCCUCCCUCCAUAUCUCCUUUCCCUGCAGGAUGCACACUAGAGCUGAGGAACAAAAGUUGAAGGAACAAGCGGCGGAGAAAUGCAGUAUUCUUUUUCCAGCAGGUGGCAGCAUAGAGCUCGCCAGCUUCUUGGACUGCAAACAGCUGAAAAUAUGAGGGAGGAAACGGGCGGAUGACUGCUUCCUGUUUCACUUAAUGUUUACGUUUGAGUGAACAAAACGUAAAUGUCACAGGUGACAGGCGAGGGUGGAUCAUCAUGAGGCUCAGCAGCCGUUAUCUACACGUUUAUUGUUGAGUUCUCAUUAUAGGAAAGCUGGGUAAACACACAAUGGCUCUUAUUGGUGGAUUAUUUAGCUCCGCCUUGUGACCAGAUAUUGCUACUGCAGUUAGUUCAUUUAUCUGUGUGAAAUUAUGAUUUAUGUAGCUGAAAAUUACAAUCAGUCUCACAAUUUACAUAAUAUUUUCAAUGAGUGAAACAGCUACAGGUGCCGAUAUAUUAUACGUUUAAUGCAUAGAUAUGUAGAGACCUUCAGCGCAGCAAAGCUACAGCACUCUGAAAAAAGAAUACUGCAUUCAGUCUUAAACAAAAACAACACAAAAAGUUGUAUUUCUUUAUAGUAAUAUAACGUUAAUAAUGUUGUCAUAUAAAUAUGUAUAACUAAUUAUUGAUUUUUGUAAUAAUCUUGUACAGUUCAGAAAAAAAGGAAAAGUUCUUUGUUAUUUUUUUUUUACCGUUUGGAAAUUGAAUGUCAACUCCCUAGAUGUUGGUAAGCACAGUCGGUCGAGUCCAAACGCUGAAGACCCACAGUGACAGCCUGCAGAGAGUUUGAUGUCACGGGUUGAACUCAUGGUGUGAAUUAUCACUAAACGCGCAUGCAGCCAUAAAUGAGUUCACAGUUGUGGUGCCAGCAGAAAUGGGCUCUUUUUGAGUGAAUGUCUCCAAAAUGUUUUUUUUAAAUAACUGGUUGUAAAUUUGAAAAUGUUUUUUAAAUUCAUUUGUUAAUGUUAUUGUUUUAGAGUACACAGUUUGUCUUUGGAGUGUGCAAACAAGCAGUAUAGUUGGAGGUAAAAGGACUUGUGAUUUAUUUCUGGCAUUAGUUCUUUUUACAGACUUUAAAAAAGGCUUCUAUUGAUCCAGAUAAUCCAUCACAGUACUCAUGGAGGAACUGAUUAUACCUGCCUGUGUUACGUAACGCUGUGCAGACAACACCUACAGGAAGUACUCAAAGUAGUCACCUGUUCAUACCUGUUACUGUUAUCCAACUUCCCUGUAGAUAUAGAGCCAGUGCGUUAAAUUAGGUAACUCUAAUGUUCAGUAUGCUCUAAAGUGUCUGUUACAAAGCACAGUCCAUCCCUAAAUAAACACCUAGCAAAGCAUAAAUAAGCAAAAUUAAGCUGCAAGAUCCCCCCGUCAUUGCCAAACAGUUCUCAGGCCAUUUUGCACAGCUGGGCCAACACCUUGAUUCCCUCUGUCUGGUUAUAACGACACACUUUGUAAUUGAUUCUUUACACAAAGAUUGAAUUAGGCAUGUUUAUACCUGAAUCUUUCCUGUGGUCAGUUGCUGUGCUAACUAUUCAGAAUAAACUGUAUUAAAUGUUACCAGCCAACUAGUUAUUUCUUGAAAUUGAGAACUUAUAAACUCUAAAUCUUAAAAUGUAGCGAUCUUUAUUUAUGUACAGGUAAUUCUGUCAGUAAAAUAAAUUCAUGUAUGCUUGAUAUAUUAAUGCAACAAGGGACUACUAACUUUAAGAACAAAAUAAAUGAAAACAAACAUACAUGUUCUACUUAUUACUGCAUUGCUGCUUGCUAAUAACAAUAUUAGGAUUGAGGACCACAGCCACGACACAAGGAUGAUUCAUUGUAUGUGUACUCGGUUGAAAAAUAACAAAAAAUUGCCAAAAAGUCUGUGUAGCUUUAACAUGUAUGUUAGUGCUGUGUUAGCAGAACGCUGCAGUGUAGGUGCCAAAUAUCCCCAUUUAUUGUCCACUGCUGUUGUCACUGAAAUCAGCCUUUGGACUCGGACCAAGCCCAUGUGUAGUUGUGUGUGAGUGUGUUAUUGGGUGUGUAUGUUCUUGUGUGUUCUGCACUGUAACCUAAGUGGUUGAAGUUGAAAUGGUUUCUUCUUCACAUGGCUGCCUUUUCUGUUGAUGACUGAAGCCGUUGCCUGAGGAGAGGAAAGCCAUCUGACAGUUUGUAAUGUCCGAGAGUGUCUGCGGUGCGAUAAGAGCGUCCCCUCUGCUCCGUCCCCAGACGUCUGUCCCAACAACCAUGUCUUCUGAUCCUAUUGACAGAUCUGCUGAAUCUCAUUUUCAGCAGUAUGCUUGACACAUUUCCACCGAGAGCCCCCCAGUACGACCAUUGUCCUCUCACUGGCGGCCUCUGAGGAAAUGCAUCAAUAUCAUGGCCAGGGAGAAAAAGGAAUCAUUGAAUCCCAUGUGUUUUGCAUUUCCAGGACAUUCCUUCUUCACAAUCGUUCAUCAUUCAAAGUCCUACAACCGGUUAAAUGUAAACUGUGGGCAAGUUGUCUUUUAUGUGCACUAACACAAUGUUGAUAUUUUAAACACUAUUUCAAGAUGUACGUUUGUUUAAAAGUAAUCCUGAGCACAGAGCAUAAUUAUUUUUUAACUGAUGAUUUAAUGUCGCAGAGAGGACAGCUGCCAAUUUAUAAUCCACUCUAAUUCAUUUCAUUUGUAACGCCUACAAGAGCAGGCGGGGAGUCGCGUUAGAGGUGUGUGUGUGUUACACAGAGAGGGACUGGUCCGACUCAACACUGUAACUGUACAGUAACUGUCUGACCCGCAUUAAUAAAUCUCAGUUUUUCUGUUCAUGCA
Trematomus bernacchii (emerald rockcod) is the source of this 6100-nucleotide messenger RNA. It is a transcript of the gene rabgap1l, whose product is annotated as RAB GTPase activating protein 1-like. Lineage: Eukaryota; Metazoa; Chordata; Actinopteri; Perciformes; Nototheniidae. The transcript is spliced from 26 exons. The record is from RefSeq and is a predicted model, not a curated record. The coding region runs from base 162 to 3263 and encodes 1033 amino acids.